AUGGCAACUCCAAAUUCUUCAGAAGUAACAGCUCGGCAAUUAAUAGAAAAUAAAGACGCCAUUGAAAAUGAAUUGAAAGAAUUAGAACAAGUAUUAAAGGGACAAGGUGUCGGAAUGAUAGAACCUUUAGUUGAUAAUUCAGGAUUUCCACGUGAUGAUAUUGAUCUAGUUACCGUUAGAACCGCUCCAUUACGAAACGAUCAUAAAGAUAUAAUGAAACAGAUUGAAGAAGCUCUUCACGCAAUGCAUGCAGAAAAUCAAGCAAAAAAAGCUGCUGCGAAAAAUAAAUCGGUUGAAACAGGUCUAAAUCGGCCAAAACCUUUUGCUAUCGUAAAUGCAGUAGCACCCGAUUCACCAGCAAAAGAAGCAGGAUUAUUUAAAGGGGAUAAGAUUACGCGAUUUGGUUCAAUCCACGUCGGAAAUCAUCAAAAAUUACAAGCCCUAAACACAUUGGUCACAGAUCAUGAAGGGAAAAACAUUAGUGUAACAAUUGAACGCGGAGAAGUUGAUUCCGAGGAAGUUUUGGUGUUACAAUUAACGCCGAGACGCGGAUGGGGCGGAAGAGGGCUCUUGGGCUGUCAUAUUAUACCUUUAUAA
This is a messenger RNA of Funneliformis mosseae, 597 nucleotides long. Lineage: Eukaryota; Fungi; Glomeromycota; Glomeromycetes; Glomerales; Glomeraceae. The record is from the annotation of a GenBank genome assembly.